This is a messenger RNA of Neltuma alba, 516 nucleotides long. RefSeq lists its product as uncharacterized. The transcript has 3 exons. The record is from RefSeq and is a predicted model, not a curated record. Bases 1 to 516 code for a protein of 171 amino acids. Lineage: Eukaryota; Viridiplantae; Streptophyta; Magnoliopsida; Fabales; Fabaceae.
AUGGCUGCCAAGAAGUGCUCUCUGCUGAAGGAAGUCAAUGACUCAACUGACAGAUGGAGAAUUACAGUUCGUGUGAUCAGGAGGUGGAAUGUCUACAAGAAGGAGUCUCCUACUGAGGUUUUUUGUGUGUCCAUGCUACUGAUAGACGAAGAGGGGACAAGAAUCCAAGCUUCUAUCAUGAACAAAAACCUAUUUGAUUGUUUUAGUGCCAUGGCAGUGGAAGGGAUAACUUAUUUUAUGGCUAAUUUCGUCGUCUCUCCAAAUAAUAAGGAGUACAGGGCAACAAACCAUGCUUUCAAACUGACACUAGGUACUUACACAUAUGUGAAGGAAGUACUUGCCCAAAUACCUGAAUACUCUUAUCAUUUCUUCCCUAUUCGUGACAUAAUUAAGAUGAAGGAGAGCAACCAUGUUGACUAUCUUAUUGAUGUCAUUGGAUUCGUUGCAUCAAUUGGGCAUCUAGAGGAGUACAAGUCUAACAAUGAGAUCAAGAACAAAUUGAGAUGUUGCUGGUAG